Molecule: messenger RNA, 2220 nt
Organism: Porites evermanni
Lineage: Eukaryota; Metazoa; Cnidaria; Anthozoa; Scleractinia; Poritidae
Source: the annotation of a GenBank genome assembly
AUGGCGGCUAUUGCUGGCUUUUCACCAGAAAUGAAGCGACUAUAUUUAGCAAAGUAAGGCGAUUUUCUACUAACUCAUUGUUGACUAUGGGCGUUCUGGUUAUAUUAACCUUUCGGGCCCGGAAAGCUGUUUCAGGUUUGCCUGUUUAAUUCAAGGUCAACACGAAAAUGACGCACGAUGAAACAAUCAGUUAAUUAACUGGCUUGUGAACCAGGAACUGUGCUUAACUAUUCAGCAGGUUUUGAUAUUACAGUUUCUUCCCUGUGUUAGGGCCAGCGUUCAAUGGGUUUAGUUUGGGUUGAUAUUCAGCACCAUAAUGUACUCUAACAGAUAAUUCUUUGAUCCAUCAUUUGGAAUAGUAGUAUGGCCGGCCUUUUUUGCUAAGUUUUCAGUGUCAAGUGUGCUAGCUUGUAAUAUCAUAUAAUUUGUCACCUAACUAUUAAUGCUGAUUUCUUCUGUUCCUGCGAGUUUUGUGUUUGAGUAUGUUGUAGGUUGAUAAAAGUUCACUGAUGUUAAGCAAUUUCGACCUAAUUUGUACUUGAAUUUCUUUUGAUUCAUUUCUAUAAGAAAUCAGAAGCAAAUGAAAUUCAAAUAUGAAGUGGAUUAAAAUCAUGCAUUUUAGCUUACACUAAUGGUCAAAUGUCUUACAUCUUCAACUCCUUCACAUUUUCACAAUAUUUGCUCCUUCACAUUUUCACAAUAUUUUACAGACGCAAACAAGUGGGAGUACUUGCAAGUGAGCACUGGAAACACAAGUUGCCAAAAUUCAAUACACCAGAAAAAAAAGCUGAGCUUGAACAGUUUGCUAAGAAGAUCUCUGAUGAAUGUUCACUGCCAGAGGCUGGCUUUUUCACAGAUGGUAUUGCUCAGCAUAUUAAAAGCUUCUUCAGUGAGCAACGAAGAUUCCAUAAAAGCAAAAAGGUAUUGGGAUUUAUGUUAAUAUAUGUUGGUUGGCAUUCUAUGAUAUAUUGCGAGAUUUGAAAGGGCAAUAAUACUAAUAAUAAUUAUUACUAAAACAGUCAGCCAUUGGGCAAUAAUUAUUGUUGUACAAUGGCUGACUGUUUUUCAUCUUGAAGUUGAAUUGUGUCAUUACAAUAAUUAAUUAUUGCUAAAUAGGUUUCCUAGUCUCUUGGCAACUCACAUCUAUAAUAUUCCAAACCUGCUUCUAUGUUAUGAAAAAGGUGCCAUCAGUGCUUUGGCAUGUUAUUGACAGAAUAUCAUCUUCCUAGGUUGUAGUACUACCAUCUUGUUCAGAAUCCAGUUCCAACAGUGAAGUAGAAUUGACACCUCCUCCCAAGUUGCCAUCUAUGGUAAGUCAUGGCAAGAUGCUGCUUGUUUAAUAUGUUAACAUCCUCUUUAAUUAAAAGUUAAUACCAUGAAGAGAGCAAAAGCAGGUGUCGAGUCUAGGCAAUAAUAACUUUUUCAGUCAGUCAGGUGCACUGUUUUAUUUUUUUUAAUGUGCAAGAUAUAUAAUUUAUUUGAGGGUGGUGCUUUCUAACAAAUUAUAGCAAAAUGAAGUAAUGCACUGCAUGUUUAAUUCUUUUAAACAGCCCAAAGAAGAGGAUGAAAAGAAUGCCAAGAAAAAAAGAUUUUCUCCACCUGAGUUAUUGCAAUGGAAACCUGUUUAAGCCUUUUAUAAAGGAAAAUAUUUGUCAUGAUGAAAAGGUACAUAUAAUCAUGGUGUGGGGUUGUGUUGGGUCUUCAGUUUCAAGCUGGAACACUUAAACACCUUUCAAAUGUUUAGGAUUUUCAUGAAAAGGCAACUUAAUGCACCUCAAAUGGUUGUUGUUUUAAAUCCUUCCUGGCCAUCUUCCCAAUAAAUUUUGACAAUUUAACAAAGGGGAUAAUCUUGUACUGCACAGCCUCAGUUACAAUAAAGGAUCAUUUUUCCCAUUAUCAGUCAGGUUGUAGUCACCAUGCAAAAACACUUAAGUAAAAUUCACUUUAAAACCUAUAAAGCUUGUAUUUGUCAAAUCGCUGUAAAUUUAAGGCUCUACUGUGUGUCUUUAGGAUGAUGAUGAUAACCAUUCAGAGGGGUCCACAGAUACAAUGAUAGUAAAUGAGGAAGAAGAAGCCUCUGGAGAAUCAGCUGAACCAGAUAUCAGAGAUAACAAGAUGUCCAAAAAGUCAGCAAUGGUGAUAAUUAAAGCAGUAACUGAAAAAAUUCCAGAUAGAGAAGAACUGGUCAAACAGUUAAAAGGAAGGUUUCAGGUUACCUAA